Molecule: messenger RNA, 1716 nt
Organism: Solanum pennellii
Lineage: Eukaryota; Viridiplantae; Streptophyta; Magnoliopsida; Solanales; Solanaceae
Product: laccase-7-like
Exons: 7
Coding region: 1-1716 (571 amino acids)
Biological process (GO): lignin catabolic process
Cellular component (GO): apoplast
Molecular function (GO): hydroquinone:oxygen oxidoreductase activity; copper ion binding
Source: RefSeq, a predicted model, not a curated record
AUGGCAAUGGCACAUCAACAAGUUUUCUUGUUUGCAUGUGCCAUUGCUCUUCUUGCUUCUUCAUCAAUGUUUUCUGCUGAAGUUAUUGAACAUUCUUUUCAUGUACAAAACCAUACUAUAAGCAGGUUAUGUGGUAGACAAGUUAUAAGUGCAGUAAAUGGAAGUCUGCCUGGUCCAACUCUACAUGUACGAGAGGGUGACACCCUUGUUGUUCAUGUCUUCAAUAAAUUACCAUACGAUCUAUCUAUUCAUUGGCAUGGUGUUUUUCAACUAUUGAGUGGAUGGGCGGAUGGCCCCGAGUUUGCAACCCAAUGUGCGAUCCGACCCGGGAAUAGUUACACAUAUAGGUUUAACCUAACGGCACAGGAAGGAACCCUAUGGUGGCACGCACACGUAUCAUGGCUACGAGCCACAGUUCAUGGUGCCCUCAUCAUCCGCCCUAAACGUGGUCGCGCUUAUCCUUUCCCUAAACCUUAUAGAGAAGUUCCUAUCCUCUUAGGAGAAUGGUGGAAUGCCAAUGUUGUCGAUGUGGAGAAUGAAGGGCUUGCUAGUGGUGCUGCACCUAAUAACUCAAAUGCUUAUACUAUUAAUGGCCAGCCAGGAGAUCUUUACCCUUGCUCUUCUAGUAAAACAUACAAGCUAAUAGUGAAACAAGGAAAAACCUAUCUCCUUCGUAUAAUCAAUGCUGCACUCAAUAACCAAUUAUUUUUCAAGAUAGCAAAUCAUAAUAUGAAAGUUGUUGCGGUAGAUGCUGCCUACACCAACCCAUACAUCACUGAUGUAGUUGUGGUGGCUCCGGGUCAGACGACUGAUGUCCUCCUGACCGCCAACCAAGCGCCUUCAGCGUAUUAUAUGGCUGCAAAUCCCUAUGUUAGCGUGGCCGGGGUACCAUUUGACAACACUACCACCACCGGAAUAAUAGUCUACGAAGGUGCAAAAUCAUCAACUCCAAAAAUGCCAAUCCUACCAGCAUUCAAUGACACAACAACAGCCCACAAAUUCUUCACCAAUUUGACUGGGCUUGUAACUGGGCCAUUUUGGAUUCCUCCACCUAGACAAGUGGAUGAGCACAUGUUUAUUACUAUUGGGUUGGGCCUACUUGCUUGUGGAAAAACAGGAAAUGCAACAUGUGGAGGCCCAAAUGGGCAAAUAUUUGGUGCUAGUAUGAAUAAUGCAUCAUUUCAAUUACCAACCAAGAUGUCAAUGUUAGAGGCAUUUUUCAAUAAUGUUAAAAGAAUUUACACUACUGAUUUUCCAAACCAACCACCACUGAAAUUUGACUAUACAAAUCCUAACAAUAGCUUUAAUCCUUCAAUUAUAAUGACUACAAAAUCUACAAAGGUGAAGAAACUCAAGUACAAUGCAACUGUUGAAAUUGUGAUGCAAAAUACUGCUUUGAUUGGGGUGGAAAAUCAUCCAAUUCAUUUGCAUGGAUUUAAUUUCCAUGUUUUGGCUCAAGGUUUUGGCAAUUAUGACCCUACUAUUGAUAAAAAAAAGUUUAACCUUUUUAAUCCACAAGAGCGUAACACUAUAGCUGUUCCGGUUGGUGGAUGGGCUGUUGUUAGAUUCCGAGCUAACAAUCCAGGCGUAUGGUUGAUGCAUUGUCAUUUGGAUGUGCAUUUGCCUUGGGGAUUAGCAACAGCUUUUGUUGUAGAGAAUGGGCCAACACCAUCAACUAAGCUACCUCCACCACCACAAGAUCUUCCAAAAUGCUAG